Molecule: messenger RNA, 2634 nt
Organism: Xiphophorus couchianus (Monterrey platyfish)
Lineage: Eukaryota; Metazoa; Chordata; Actinopteri; Cyprinodontiformes; Poeciliidae
Gene: osgin2
Product: oxidative stress induced growth inhibitor family member 2
Exons: 6
Coding region: 260-1948 (562 amino acids)
Biological process (GO): negative regulation of cell growth
Molecular function (GO): growth factor activity
Source: RefSeq, a predicted model, not a curated record
UGCUGCUAACAUUUCUAAAGUGUCUUUUUGUGAUGCAACAUUUAGAAACACAUGAUGCAUGGAAAUCAGCUGUUGCAUCAUUUCCGGUUUAUUUCAGGCUGAGGUAUUUGAUGCAACCCCUGCUAGUACUCAGACUCAGAAAGAUAAAGCAGAAGGACUGUAGUCUGUCCAAAAAAGCUACAUAUAUCUGCCUGUCUACCUGAUUUAAUUCAAGCUGCCAGUGAGAUCACUACAUGCAUCUGAUAUCUUCAACACUGCAAUGCCGGCUCUGGCCCAGGCUGCAGCCAUGCCUCUUCUGGAAGAGAACACACUGUCUCAAGAGCAUCCACCUACCCUCCCCGUGGUCAUCAUAGGGAAUGGCCCAUCAGGUAUUUGUCUGUCCUAUUUGCUAAGUGGAUACAAGCCCUACCUGGACACUGCAACUGUUCACCCAAACCCGAUUCUGUACAGGAAGCUGCAGGAGGCCAAACACCUCCCUAUCACAGAACAGGAUAUGAAAUACUUGAGUGAAGGUCUCGAGGGACGAUCAAGGAAUCCCAUAGCUGUGCUAUUUGAUACACUUUUACACCCCAAUGCUGACUUUGGCUAUGAGUUCCCACCAGUCCUCAAGUGGAGGAGAGACAAGCAUCAACAAAUUCCACAUCUUGUUUUGGGAAAGGGAACACCUGGGGGUGCCUGGCAUGCAAUGGAAGGCUCCAUGUUGACUGUUAGUCUUGGCAUCUGGAUGGAGCUCCCUGGAGUCAACUACAGAGACUUAACCAAUGGGAAACGAAGAGAUGUAACCAGUGAUAGAGCCACCCCAGAGGAGAUCUCAUCCUACUACAAAGACUAUGUGAAGCUAAAGGGUCUGCAGAAGAAUUUUGUUGACAACACUUACGUGACCUCUGUUCAGAAACUUUGCAGAGGGCAUGAGCAGGAGGGUCUGGAAAAUGGGCAAGAAGAUCAAAGGGUGGUUGAUAGUGGGAAUGGGCACUUUGAGGAGAAUGGCAAAGAGUGUGAAAACAAUGGAGGAGGAGGCACGCUCUGGGAGAUCAGGGGUUAUCGACAAGUACAGAGCGACACUCAUGUCCCCUUCUCCCUGUUUGCUGAGAAUGUCGUCCUGGCCACUGGUGCAUCUGAUUCUCCAGUCAGAUUAGGUGUAGAGGGUGAAGAUCUACCUUUUGUGUUCCACAGCAUCUCAGACUUGGGUUUGGCUGUAAGCCAGGGAAAACUGGAUGUGAACUCUGAUCCAGUUCUAGUUGUAGGUGCUGGUCUAAGUGCCGCUGAUGCAGUUCUAUGUGCGCUUAACAGCAACAUCAGAGUGCUGCAUGUUUUCCGGAAGAACAUAGACAAUCCAGACCUCAUCUUUAAGCAGCUUCCCAAGACCCUGUACCCAGAAUACCACAAAGUGUACAACAUGAUGUCUUCCCAGACCUGUACCAAUGUGGCAUCCUUGUCCUCCUCUAACAGACCCCAGGCAGUUAGCAUUGCCUCUUCAGUAUGUGCCAAAAUGUGCCCUAAACCUCAGCUUUCUGCAGGGAGCAUUGCUGGAGGUUCUAGUAUCAGUCUCUUCCCCGAUUACACCAGUUUCCCUGAACACUGUGUGGUGUCGUUCCAGUCUGACAUGAAGUGUCUGCUACAAGGGGAUAAUUCCCUAAAGGCCUUCAAGAUCUCAAUGGCCUUGGUGUUGAUUGGGACAAACCCAAACUUGUUCUUCCUUAAAUGUCAGGGCCAGUACCUGGGACAAGAUCCGACAAGGCCGAUUUCCUGCAAGCAGAAUCCCAUCGACAUCAACCCUUACACAUUUGAAUGCACCAAGGAGCCAGGGCUGUUUGCCAUGGGUCCGCUGGUGGGAGACAACUUUGUUCGAUUUCUGAAGGGUGGCGCUUUAGGCAUCACCGCCUGUCUGCUGAAAAGACUCAAGAAGAGAGGAAAGCUCAUCAGCAACGGAGGGAACAACUUCAUUUAAAAUUAUCAGGAAAACAUCAGUCUGCUCCUAGCACACAGGUUUCAAGGAGAGAAAAAAAAUUGGUAAAACAAAAGCUUUUCUAUUUUUUUUUAUCAUUAAUAUAGUGUUUUACCAUCUAAGCUUAUAGGUUUUAUAUGUUCAUGAAGCCAAAAAGACAUUGGAUGUACACAAGUUUCUAAUGAAAGAAAAUACGACAGCUUUUAAGACUUGUCUGACUUCAUGAAGUCUCUAUAGGUUCAGGAUAUUAUGUGCCAAUGGUUUAUAGCUGAUCUGUCUUCUCAUAACAGUGUGGGACCUAGUUUUAAUCAGGGUUAUUUUUCCAUUCACAGCGUGUCUUCAGGCAAUCUACUAACAUUAACAUUAACAUUCAAAGCAAAGGACUGUAGAUUAAAUGUAUUCUGACAGUCAGUACCUACAGACAUAUAAUACAUGGACGCUGCUACACUAACAUAUGUUCUCAUUUGCAAAACAUAUCAUGUCACAGUCAUGAGUUGUCUCUUCUCUAUGACAUAAACAAUAGAUAAAUAACCUCUGAUCCUAAAGGUUAAUGUCAAAAAAGGGUCUUAAUGCCUCUGAUUAAUGAAACCGUUCUCUUUUAUUUCAGUACAUUCUCAUUUUGGCCUCAGUUGUAGGUUACUUGCUUAUAUUACAACUUUAAAUGCUUUCUAUGCAAAUACAGUGACCUG